AUGGCUGAAGCAGUUCCAGCUCUGUUUCGGGGAAUUCGCUUCACGGGUUAUUCUUCAACCUCCCGUUAUUCACCUUUCUGUAUACCUCCGGCCACCGGCGCCGUUAAAAAGCUCGUCAACAAUGGCAUUUCCGGUGCAAGAAUUAUCCGAUGCGAAGCUGUGGAUUUAGAAUCAGCACCGGCAGCACCCGAGAUCAAGCCCACAAAAAAGAAGAAAAACAGGUACGAGAUGGAGAACUUGACAACUUGGCUAUUAAGACAAGAACAAUCAGGUCAAAUUGACGCUGAACUCACUGUAGUCCUCUCAAGCAUUUCAUUAGCUUGCAAACAAAUUGCUUCCCUGCUUCAGAGAUCCAACAUCAUUAACCUCACCGGAGGUCAGGGAACUGUGAAUGUCCAGGGGGAAGAUCAAAAGAAACUUGAUGUCAUUUCAAAUGAGUUAUUCUGCAAUUGCUUAAGAUCAAGUGGCAGGACUGGGAUAAUAGCGUCAGAGGAAGAGGACACACCCGUAGCAGUUGAAGAAACAAACUCCGGAAACUACAUUGUUGUGUUCGACCCCAUUGACGGAUCUGCCAACAUUGACAUCUCUUUAACAACUGGAUCAAUCUUUGGCAUUUACGCCCCUGAUCAACAUUGCCUAGUUGACUCUGAUGAUGAUGACGAUGAUUUAGCGCUAGAUGAAGCAAAGCAGCGGUGCAUUGUUAGUGUUUGUCAGCCUGGUAGCAAUUUACUUGCAGCAGGAUACUGCCUGUAUUCUAGUUCUGUGGUGUUAACAUUGUCAAUUGGGAGGGGAGUUUUUGCAUUCACUCUCGAUCCGGCUUAUGGCGAGUUUGUUUUGACACAUGAAGAUAUCAAGAUACCAAAAUCUGGCAAGAUUUAUUCUUUUAAUGAAGGAAACUAUGAUCUAUGGGAUGAAAACCUCCAGAAGUACCUUGAUCAUCUGAGGAAGCCGGGUGCUAAUGGUAAACCGUAUUCGGGGCGAUACAUAGGUUGCCUUGUUGGAGAAAUACACAGAAUGUUGUUAUAUGGAGGAAUUUAUGGAAAUCCAAAAAACAUAAACAACAAGAAUGGAAAUUUGAGACUUCUGUAUGAAUGUGCACCGAUGAGCUACCUAGUUGAACAAGCUGGAGGGAAAGCAACAGAUGGUGUUCAGAGAAUACUCGACAUCAUGCCUGAGCAGAUUCAUCAGCGAACUCCAAUAUUUAUUGGAAGCCCAGAUGAGAUAGACAAACUGGAGAGAUACUUGUUGGCAGAAUAG
Molecule: messenger RNA, 1257 nt
Organism: Oldenlandia corymbosa var. corymbosa
Lineage: Eukaryota; Viridiplantae; Streptophyta; Magnoliopsida; Gentianales; Rubiaceae
Source: the annotation of a GenBank genome assembly